GAUUUCAAGACUGAAGGCAACCAUAAAUGGAAGAACGCAAUAUCAGAUUCCGACAUGAUUAUGUGCCAACUUUGUAUCAAGACGGGCCUUUAAAUGUUUCUCCACACGACAGCUUUAACAUUGGAAAUCAUUUUAAUUCACUGACCACUCAUAAAGUAAUUCUGCCAAAACCGAAAGAAAUAAGAAUUCUCUUUCCCCUGAUGGAAUCGAAUAUGACGGAACGAAUGCCAUGGAUGGCCCGUCUGUGCCACCUGCAAGGACGAGUUGAUCAUCGUCUGACAAAAGUGCUAAAGGACAGAGGAACAGCAUGCAAUCACGGCCAUUUGCUGAUACCAGAUUACGUUGUACCUGGUUAUACUGGUUGCCUACAAAAGAAUCCAGCUUCAUCUGCUCACAUUUUUAAACGCUGCUGCCCGAUGGCAAAUUACGAUUAUGACGUCAUUCAGAAAACCCUGCCGUAUGAAUUUCAGAACGCUGGAGAUCCUUGCAGGCAAAUCACACCUAUUGUUCCAGGACUGCGACUUAGCUUGGGUCGUAAAGAGUGGACAUAAUGUUUCAAGGAAUAUCAGCUUAAAAUUGUUGCUUCGGGUAUUCAAGGAAUAAUACAGAUAAGAGAAUUUUCGGUGGUAUUGUUUCCAAAAGAACGUUGAAUAUAAAAUAUGAAUGAAUUGAAAGCUACAAUAAUUUUCCACAUAAAUAAAUAACACAGAAUUUCAAAAUGUCUU
Molecule: messenger RNA, 725 nt
Organism: Stegodyphus dumicola
Lineage: Eukaryota; Metazoa; Arthropoda; Arachnida; Araneae; Eresidae
Source: RefSeq, a predicted model, not a curated record